UUUGUCAGACAUUGUCAGCAAUAAUGUCGCAAGAGACUCACAAGUGCUUACUAACAAGACAAACCAAAAUAUCCUCAUUUGCUCCACAGCAUCCGUCUGCAAGAUGGCAUGAUAAAUUAAUUAAUUUUAUUAGAAAACAGUUGUUGUUAAACGAAAAUGAUAUAAGGUGCCGCAACUUCUUAAAAACUGGAUCAGCCUUAAGAGCAGAACAAAGAAAACAUUCCAGAGGCAAGUAUUGGUAUAUCAUUCAUCCGUUUAGUCGAUUGAGUCAGAUUGUACAAAUUACGUUUCUGUUUACUGUACUGCACAGAAUGACAUUUUCGAUGGCUAUGCUGGCGAAUCCAUAUUGGUACGAGUUCUCAGGUAAACUUAGAGAUGGCUUUCAUGGAAUCUGCAUGUUCACCUUCUUUUUUACUGGCUAUGUAGAUCGAAGAACCAAGCAUAUAUUUAUAAAAACCUCACAAACUGUCACUCAUUAUUUGCUGACUUAUUUUUUAAUUGACUUAUUUCUGCUUUUUGAAGACAACAGUGAGGAAAUAAUACAGAUGUUGCUAGAGUAUCUGCAAGUAGAGCCAGACCAUAAACUUGAAACAAGACAAGUGUUUGCUGUGCCUAUGAAUAUGACCGCUUUUAUGUGUUAUUUAAUUCGUUUAAUCAGUUGUAUGCCCACCAUUACUAACAUUUUCCUCAACUUUGGUUGUGGAAGGCUGACAAUAUUUGUAGUAACGCAUUUAGUGAUCUGCACAUUUAUUCUGAAUACUUUUACGUUUCUGGUAUAUGAUAUACCUUAUAACAUAUAUUUUAAAAAUAAGCAUUUUCCUAAUAAUUCUUGGGUCAUUUUACGAAAUCAGAGUUUUGAGAAAUACACUGUGGAUACCUAUAUGGAAAGUUUUCUUUUAGUAAUUUGUUAUUUUGUCGGAUCUUACCACUACGAUGUUAUAAAACAGCCUUGUGAGCAAGUGAUGAUGUUCAUUUUUACAUUUUGCGGUAGAGCAUACUUUUUGGUUAUCAUUGGAAGGAUUUUAGCAAAGUUUGGAGUAAGCGACAGAGCAGAGAUAGAAUACGAAAAUAUGUUGAUUCAGUUGCACAGUUUCAUGAAUUCACUGGAUGUUCCUUUAUUCCUUCAAAAUCAAAUUGGAGAAAAGUUUGAGUAUAAUUACCAAAAAAAAUUUUUCAAUACCCAGCAAAUGAUAAAAGUACUAACGAGUCAUUUAAGAACAGAAUUAUUUCUUUUUGGAUCUAAGAAACUAAUAAGUAUGAAUAGUUUUUUAAAACUUCUUACAUCUCAAGAAUUAGGAUCUCUCUUCGCUCGGAUGAAGUCGACUGUGUACAGUUCUAACGAGGUUCUAUUAGGCAACUAUCAAUCUUCCAAUAACGUAUUUUUUAUACUUUCUGGUACCGUAGCGGCUUUCGUUGGUGAGACUGAGGCCUACCACCUCCAGGAUGGUGAUGUAUUUGGUCUGCAGUCACUUUUCUUAGACGACCAAAGUCAAGUUGACUUUCCUAUUUACGUCAUGACGUUGGAGCCUACCGAAAUAUAUUAUGUGCAUAAAAAAUAUAUUCUAUCCCUUAUGGAUUCCAAAGCUGAUGUAUUCAGGUACUUUCAUGCUCUUUAUCUCGAGAGAAUUGAACGUUCUACAGAGGCAACCUUACGAAGACAUAGAACGGGACAAGACGUUAGAGACCUUCUUAAAACUGGAUCACUUCUUGAGCGACGAAGAAUGAGAGCAACUGCGAAUUUUGAAUAGGUUACAAAUGAAUUUUGUUUAUACUAGUUUAAUCGAUUUGUUUAUGAAAUAAAAUUAAAAUAGUA
This is a messenger RNA of Diabrotica balteata, 1813 nucleotides long. The record is from the annotation of a GenBank genome assembly. NCBI's taxonomy places the organism in Eukaryota, Metazoa, Arthropoda, Insecta, Coleoptera, Chrysomelidae.